Molecule: messenger RNA, 1350 nt
Organism: Sinocyclocheilus anshuiensis
Lineage: Eukaryota; Metazoa; Chordata; Actinopteri; Cypriniformes; Cyprinidae
Product: coenzyme Q-binding protein COQ10 homolog, mitochondrial
Exons: 5
Coding region: 171-881 (236 amino acids)
Biological process (GO): cellular respiration
Cellular component (GO): mitochondrion
Molecular function (GO): ubiquinone binding
Source: RefSeq, a predicted model, not a curated record
CUCCUCCCCUCAGAGCGUCACUCUACAGCUCUGCCCUUAAUAGCAAAGCGACUCCACUAUCGUGCAGUUCCAGCGGAGCCGCCGGUUAUUACGGUCAGUGACACAUAUAUCAUUCCGCAGGGCAUUUUCAGAAAAGCUGCAGUGAUUUUACAAGCUUUCGAAUAGCACAAAUGGCAAAGAAGGCCACUUCGCUUUUCCUCCGGGCUCUGGAGAUGUCAGAAAGACAGUCGUGCGAUGUUAUGAGGAGAAACUCCAACUGCACCAUCAGACAUUUGAGCUCAUGUGGUAUCUUAGCUACACGGCCAGUAAGCUUACCUCCUCCUUCAGCAUCUUCUCAGAUGGUGCCCACCCGGAGCUUCAUUAACUUAUCAGCCCCCCUCAUAGCACGGAGAAUGGAGUACUCAGAGAGACGGAGCAUUGCUUACUCACCUGAGCAGAUGUACAACAUUGUUGCCAAUGUGGACCAGUACCAGCAGUUUGUGCCUUGGUGCAAGAGGUCAAAGGUAACGAAGGGGCGGAAUGGGGACAUGCGAGCUCAGCUUGAAAUUGGGUUCCCCCCAUUUGUCGAACGCUACACCUCUGAGGUCACAGUCAUCCCAAGCCACCAAGUCCGAGCGGUGUGUACAGACGGGACACUCUUCAAUCACCUUGAGACAUUGUGGCGAUUCACUCCUGGAGCUGCAGGCCAGGCCGAAUCCUGCAAUGUGGAGUUCUUUGUGUCAUUUGAGUUCAAAUCUCUGCUCCACUCACAAUUAGCGACAGUAUUUUUUGAUGAGGUGGUCAAACAGAUGGUCAACGCUUUUGAGACGCGAGCAACCAAACUUUACGCCACAGGUGUUCAUCGACAGAAGACUUCAUUCAGAAGAGCAACUCAUUGUUAAAAUGGAUACAAGGAGAUACAUAACCACAUAACUUGUUAAAAUGUUCUGGAGAAGAACAGCUUUUUUUAAAAUCCAGUUUGUUGGAUUUUAAGGCCAGCACAUAUUUUUGCUGGGAAAAAAAGAACACGUUUGAGAAUCCUAUUUAUUUAAACCAGAUAUAAUAAUUUAUUGAGAUGAGUGUGUCUGUACAAUUUAUAUAUUAUCUGUGGAGUGAAAGAGAAAGAUGAUUGCAGUAAAAAUUGUUGAGGAUGAAUGCUUUUUCAUAUUUAUGAUCAUUAUAUUCACACACUUGACAAAAGGGAAAAAAUUAGCUCUAAAUUAUUAUUGAGUGCACUUUUUCUAGACUUGUAAUAAAACAAUAAUAUAUUUACUUAAAACUGUUUUUUUUUUUUUCAUGAUUUAUGUGCUGUCAGAACCACACAACACUAGUCAUCCAAAGUUUAAUCCUUAAGAAAAAAACAAAAACAAA